This is a messenger RNA of Acanthisitta chloris (rifleman), 1250 nucleotides long. RefSeq names its product gem (nuclear organelle) associated protein 2 (gene GEMIN2). The annotation marks the transcript as partial. The transcript is spliced from 9 exons. The record is from RefSeq and is a predicted model, not a curated record. Gene Ontology annotation, biological process: spliceosomal snRNP assembly; spliceosomal complex assembly. Gene Ontology annotation, cellular component: spliceosomal complex; SMN complex; nucleus. Lineage: Eukaryota; Metazoa; Chordata; Aves; Passeriformes; Acanthisittidae.
GAUUGAAGCCGCUCGAUGUCCCGACGUGGUUGUGGCACAAAUAGACCCCAGAAAACUGAAAAAGAAGCAGACAGUAAACGUUUCAAUUUCUGGAUGUCAGCCUGCUCCUGAAGGAUACUCCCCAACACUCAGGUGGCAGCAGCAGCAAGUGGCCAAUUUCUCAGCUGUUCGUCAGAGCCUGAACAAGCACAGAAAUCACUGGCGGUCACAACACUUGGACAGCAACGUUACUAUGCCAAAACCAGAGGAUGAAGAAGGCUGGAAGAAGUUCUGCCUGGGUGAAAGAAUAUACUCAGAAACAGAUACACUAUCCGAUAAUUUAAACCUAGGAAUUGAUUACACAAAGGUGGGCUUUCCACCUUUGCUAAGUAUUGUAAGCAGGAUGAAUCAGGCAACAGUAACCAGUGUCUUAGAAUACCUGAUAAGCUGGUUUGGAGAGAAACAAUUUACUCCAGAACUGGGUAGAUGGCUUUAUGCACUGUUGGCAUGCCUUGAAAAACCUUUGCUACCUGAAGCUCAUUCCCUUAUUCGACAGCUGGCAAGACGAUGUGCAGAAGUCAGGGUACUAGAGGAGAACAAGAAUGAAGAAAAUAUGUCAGCUCUGAACUUGAUAAUCUGCUUAGUUAGCAGGUACUUUGAUCAACGUGACUUGGCUGAUGAACCUUCCUAGGCUUUUGUGGGAAUAUCCAGCAUUUUGCAUUGCCAUAAUACAAACAGCAUUAUCCGAGUUACCAGAAGAGACUGCACUGGUCAGACCUGAAGUAGUUCACAAUCCCUUCAGAACACCCUCACAAUAAUGCAUUUGGGACAGCUAUGAAUGACUUAAGCUGAGCUUUAGCAUGAGAUUGUCAAUGUCUCUGAUACCAUUGUCACCAUCAUCCUAAAAUGAUAAAUGAAGUGUCUGGCAUCAUCUCUCAAGCUCCUGUCUUUGUAAACUACAUUCUUGGUGAAAACUUUCUACCAUCUGAGUGAUCCUGUGGACAUUGCUAUUAGGUGAAGUCUGAGGUUACAUUACAAGAUUGUUCUUUUUCUAACAGAGGUAUCGAGAGCUUUUGUAAUAAAAAAGGAUUUUAAAGAGUGUUCUUAAACAUUGUUUUUUCUCAUUCUUCAUACUAUAUAACAUCAGCCUUAUUACAGAAAUCCACACAGCUAUGCCUGAAUGUGUUUUUUCAAGUGGUGUUAACUGACCCUAAGCACUGCUAAGCAGUUCAACUACAGCCACUAAGUUACUGAAACAAUUGUUUUACUAA